Messenger RNA from Pungitius pungitius (ninespine stickleback), 2706 nucleotides. RefSeq names its product poly (ADP-ribose) polymerase family, member 12a (gene parp12a). The transcript is spliced from 11 exons. The record is from RefSeq and is a predicted model, not a curated record. Gene Ontology annotation, cellular component: nucleus. NCBI's taxonomy places the organism in Eukaryota, Metazoa, Chordata, Actinopteri, Perciformes, Gasterosteidae. Gene Ontology annotation, molecular function: NAD+-protein mono-ADP-ribosyltransferase activity; NAD+ poly-ADP-ribosyltransferase activity; metal ion binding. Bases 1 to 2094 code for a protein of 697 amino acids.
AUGACUUCAGUCAUCUCCAAAUUCGUCACCCAGACCCUGUGCGACCACCGGGGGGGUUUGGACUUCAAGCACCUGGACGAGAAGAUCGCGCAGAAGUUCACUGUAGCGAAUUCAGUCCUUCAGGGCGUCCUCUUCGACGACGCCAAAGUGUCGAUCCGGGAGGGCCGACAGAAGGUCGCCGCGGGACAAGUGCUCAGCCACGACAGUCUGAUCGUGGCUAAAAGCAGCCUGCGGGUCUGCCAGAAGAAGCCGGGGGGGUGUCCGCGGUGCGACGCCUUGCACUUGUGCAAGUAUUACGUUUGCGGAGACUGCACGUUCGGACUCAAAUGUAAAAAUCCCCAUAGCCUGCAAAAUGCGUAUAAUGCUGAGAUUCUGAAACGACAUGAUCUCCAGGACUUGACAGAGAAACAGCUGUUCCAGCUGUUACUGCAGAAUGAUCCUUAUCUGCUUCCUGAGAUUUGCCCACAUUACAACAAAGGAAAUGGUUUGCACGGUUCUUGCAAAUUCGCCACCACGUGCACCAAGCUUCACAUCUGCCAGCACCAUCUCCAGGGAGACUGCAAGUUUGGCUCCUCGUGUAAGAGAUCCCAUGAUGUCAACGUGCAAGAAACAAAGGUUUUCCGAGGAGUCGGUCAGGAGAUCAUCAAAAACCUUCCUGAGAUCUACAGAAAUAAAUCCAUCAUCCAGGGUCAACGGGAGAGACCAGCUUUUCCUGCGCUGCCAGAGGGGAGCCCACCGUCUCAGCCGCUUUACCAGAAGAAACCCUCGCCCCCUGCGGCCUCGGCGUCCCCACCUCAACCCCCGAGCGACGCUGACACCAACGAAAUCUGCCUCUUCUUCAUCCGCCGGCACUGCAGCUUCAAGGAGAGGUGUGCCCGUGUCCACUGGCACCUCCCCUUUCGAUGGCAGGUGCUGGACAGCGACGGUGUGACGUGGAAGGACCUGCCCGCCAUGGAGGACACAGAGCGAGCCUACAGCGACCCGUGGAACGACACCAGCUGCACCAAGCCGCCGUCGCCCCCCUCGAGGAUUUUCAGUCUCUUGUCCCCGCAGAGCUGUGAAUCCGCCCCCUCCACUGACUUUGUGACGAUGACACGCGGAGGGUCUCCGGUUCGCCGGCUGUCCACCGCGUCCUCGGUGUCCAAGCCCCCUCACUUCAUUCUAACCACGCAGUGGCUCUGGUACUGGAGGGACGACAGCGGGCAGUGGCUGGAGUUCGGACAAAAUGGCGGCGGCGACGGGCAACUGGCUUCCGUCACCUGUGAGACUCUGGAGAACGUGUACCUGGCAGACGGGGACGCAGAGGUUCCUUUUGGUGCGGGUAAACAUCAGUAUGUCCUCCACUUCAAAGGCGCCGCGGGGACACCGCCGAUGUACCAGCAGAAUGUCAAGUUCAAAACCAGGAGAGAGGUCAGGAGGAGGCCUCGCUUUGUGUCCGCUCGCGACGUGGAGGCGAAGCUCAAGAGUGCAUCAUCGCCGGGCUCCAGUUCCGCCACAGCUGACAGCUUCCCCCCCGACUGGGACGCCACUGCUCUGCCAGAUUUUGGAUACAAGCUCAUCUCUCUCUCUAAAUCCGCAAAGGAGUAUAUACUGGUUGAGAAGCUGUUUAAGCGCACCAUGGCCCGCAGUAAAAUAAGCAACAUCCAGAGGAUCCAGAACCCGUCUCUGUGGAAAGUCUUUCAGUGGCAGAAACAGCAGAUGAAGGAGAGGAACAAAGUCACGACUGUGAACGAGCAGCACUUGUUCCACGGGACGGACGAGUCCCUGAUCGAGGCCAUCUGUGAGCAAAACUUUGACUGGCGGAUGUGUGGCGUCCACGGCACGGCCUACGGCAAAGGGAGUUACUUUGCCACAGACGCGUCCCGCUCAGACGGCUAUGUCCAGGUCAAAAGCGGUCAAAACAGGGUCAUGUUCGUUGCCCUGGUCUUGGUGGGGGAGCACACCAGAGGAAGCAGCAGCUUCGUCCGGCCCCCACCAAAAGGAAACGGCACAACCCUCUACGACAGUUGCGUUGACAGCCAGAGCAACCCCAGCAUCUACGUUGUGUUUGAAAAGCAACAGAUUUAUCCAGAGUAUCUCAUCCACUACUCCUGAGUUACAAUGAUGUUGUUUUCCUGAGAUGGUCAGCUGUAAAACGUAUUGUCGAUGGGAGUUUGUUAAAAGCGUAAAAAGCAAAAAAAAAAGUAUUUCACAAAAAAGUAUUUGCAUAGAGGUGGGGAAAAAUGUUUAAAGCACAAAUAGACAUUAGGUGUUUAAAAGCUUACUUAAGUAGAAAAACAAUCAUUUAGAUGAUGCAGCAAUAUUGGUCUCUUGUGUAAAAUAGUUUUGAAGGGGAAAUAGUCAAUGGGAUUUCUUUUGUUUGAUUAUUGUAGUCUUGUCAGAAAAACCAUAUUGCAGAAUCUUUAUCAAGAAAGUAAUGCUUAUGUUGAUUAUAUAUAAACUGGGUGAUACUCAUUUCACAGACUGCACGUUCACACAGAUUAAAGUUCAAAUCUUUUGGAUUUCUGCAACUAGCGCAAAUCGUGGCAGUGGCUACUCGCUGAGGCACCUCCUGUUGCAGGCUGCGGUGCCGCGACUUCACGACAGCUGCGUCGACUUUGCGGCAGUGGUGGUGCCUUCGACACUUGCCGUUUUUGUUUGCCAAAUAGGUGACAUUUAUGUUUUAUAAUUGGCCAACAGGUGACAAUACAGUACGCCCUUUAACAC